AUGGACAAUACAUUUCAACUCAAUGAUGUUGAUAUGGGUGAUGAUUCACCCACUGCCGACCCUACUCCUGGAUCUGGUGUGUCUGCUAGCACUGAAUGCACACCAGAUGAACAUGUUAAUCUGGUUUCUCCUGCUGUUGUUGUAUCUAGGGAUGGGAUUGGGCUUUCAGAAAUAGGGGACAUAAUAGAUUCUGUUAGGCAGGGGAUUAAAUAUAUAGCGGCUUCUAAGAGGCGGUUGAUUGCAUUUAGUGAUAUAGCAAAGCGUUUGGACUUGGGUUCUAAUAAACUUGUUUUAGAUGUUCCUACCCGAUGGAAUAGCACCUACUUGAUGUUGAAGAUUGCAAUUAGUGGGAAAAAGGUUGAGAAUGUGAACCAAGUUUUAGCUGUUUUCAAUGAUGUGACCAAUGUUGUCUCUGGAAGUGACUACCCUACAUCCAAUUUGUUUCUACCUGAGGUGUGGAGAAUGAAAGAAAUUGUGGAUAUUAAGGUUGGGGAUAGGAAUGAAUAUAUGAGAUUAAUGUCAGCUAAGAUGAGUGAUAAAUUUGAUAAGUAUUGGGGUGAAUCUAAUAUGGUGAUGGUCUUAGCUGCUGUGUUGGAUCCUAGAUACAAAAUGAAGUUGAUUAGGUUCUGUUUUCCUAUCAUUUAUCCACUUGAUACGAAAGGUGAUAACAUAAAGGCUGUGUUGAGUACUUUGAAAGAGUUGUUUGAGGUUUAUGUUGCUGCCCAUAAUGCAUCUAUCAUUCAACAACAAGUAGCUGCUGAAGUCAGUGCUGCUACUACUUCAAUUGCCUCUGUUACAGAGGAAGUUUCUGGUGGCAGAUCACGUUUUAGGCAACAUGUUAGAAGCAAUGACAUCAUCCGGCCCAUAAAAACAGAUUUGGAUGUAUAUCUUGAAGAAGAUGUAUUCAUUUCUGAUAGUGAGAAUGGUGAAGAUAGUGAUGCAAACUUUGACGCUUUGGGAUGGUGGAAAUCCAAUGCCUUAAAGUAA
Messenger RNA from Corylus avellana, 987 nucleotides. Lineage: Eukaryota; Viridiplantae; Streptophyta; Magnoliopsida; Fagales; Betulaceae. The record is from RefSeq and is a predicted model, not a curated record.